This is a messenger RNA of Suillus subaureus, 381 nucleotides long. RefSeq lists its product as uncharacterized. The annotation marks the transcript as partial. The transcript has a single exon. Lineage: Eukaryota; Fungi; Basidiomycota; Agaricomycetes; Boletales; Suillaceae. The record is from RefSeq and is a predicted model, not a curated record.
CUUAUUUGGCUGUAUGGAAUGGCAGGCGUCGGAAAGUCUGCCAUUGCGUUCACCAUAGCAGAGAGGAUGAGAGGUCUAAAAGUGACAGAGCAGACUAGUGUCGAAAAGCAGCUCAGAGGAACAUUCUUUUUCUUGUGCAAGUUUAUGAAAUGUUGCAUGACUGGGUAUUUUUUUGUGACUCUUGUCUAUCAGCUUGCCACCAAUUUUCCCAGCAUCUGGAAGGAUGUGAACAGAGCUAUCCAUGACAAUCCCACUCUACUAGACCCAGAUAAGUCUCUCUGUGACCAGAUGGAGGCUCUCUUUCUCCAACCUCUCCAAAAUCUUCAACUCAAAUUAUGUGGGUGUCUGCCUCUGACAUUUGUUAUUGAUGCCCUUGAUGAA